CCAUCUCUACAUAGCACCCUCCCUCCCUCCAUCCAUCUCUACAAAGCACCCUCCCUCCCUCAUCAUGCAUUCCUCCACCUCCAUCACAUCCCUCUUCUCCUUCACCAGCCCUGCAGUGAAGAGGCUUCUGGGAUGGAAACAAGGGGAUGAAGAGGAGAAGUGGGCAGAGAAGGCUGUGGACUCUCUGGUCAAGAAACUAAAGAAGAAGAAGGGAGCGAUGGAGGAGCUGGAGAAGGCCCUCAGCUGUCCCGGACAACCCAGUAAGUGUGUGACCAUCCCUCGGUCUCUGGACGGUCGUCUCCAGGUGUCUCACAGGAAGGGUCUACCCCACGUUAUCUACUGCAGAGUGUGGAGGUGGCCCGACCUACAGUCUCAUCACGAACUAAAGGCCUUGGAGUGCUGCGAAUUCGCCUUCGGAUCCAAACAGAAAGACAUCUGUAUCAACCCCUACCACUACAGACGGGUAGAGACACCAGUGCUUCCCCCAGUGUUGGUCCCCCGCCACAGUGAGUUUAACCCCCAGCACAGUCUACUGGCUAAGUUCCGGAACGCCUCGCUCCACAACGAGCCCCUGAUGCCCCAGAACGCUACAUACCCGGACUCCUUCCCUCCUCUCCCCUGCGCCUCCUUUUCCUCCCCCUCCUCAUCCUCUCUCACCCAGUCCCCCACCUCCGCCAGCUACCCCAACUCUCCCAGCAGCUCAGCCGAACCUACCAGCCCCUACCACAUCACAGACCCCACCUCCCCCUAUAGCAUGAUGGAGACAGUCCCAACUGAGGAUGUCAAGCCUGGAGACUCCACACACAAGCUCACCUUCUCAGCACCGCACAUAGAUCUGCGGCCUGUGUGUUAUGAGGAACCAGAGUACUGGUGUUCAGUGGCGUACUACGAGCUGAAUAAUCGUGUUGGAGAGACGUUCCACGCCUCGUCCCGUAGCGUCCUGGUGGACGGCUUCACCGACCCCUCCAACAACAAGAACCGCUUCUGUCUCGGCCUGUUGUCUAACGUCAACCGCAACUCAACCAUCGAACACACACGCAGGCACAUAGGAAAAGGUGUCCAUCUCUACUACGUGGGUGGUGAGGUGUACGCCGAGUGUCUGAGUGACAGCAGUAUCUUCGUCCAGAGUCGUAACUGUAACUAUCAGCAUGGUUUCCAUGCCACCACCGUGUGUAAGAUCCCCAGCGGCUGUAGUCUGAAGAUCUUCAACAACCAGCUGUUCGCCGAGCUCCUCUCUCAGUCCGUCAACCACGGCUUCGAGGUGGUCUACGAACUCACCAAGAUGUGUACUAUACGCAUGAGCUUUGUCAAGGGCUGGGGUGCAGAGUACCACCGACAGGAUGUCACCAGCACCCCCUGCUGGAUAGAGGUGCACCUGCACGGCCCUCUGCAGUGGCUGGACAAAGUCCUCACACAGAUGGGCUCUCCUCAUAACCCCAUCUCCUCCGUGUCCUAACAUAUACAUACACACACACACACACAGAGAUGUGGUCUGUCCUAAAACACACACACACACACACA
Oncorhynchus tshawytscha (Chinook salmon) is the source of this 1521-nucleotide messenger RNA. It is a transcript of the gene smad9, whose product is annotated as SMAD family member 9. The transcript has 7 exons. Gene Ontology annotation, molecular function: I-SMAD binding; RNA polymerase II cis-regulatory region sequence-specific DNA binding; DNA-binding transcription factor activity, RNA polymerase II-specific. Lineage: Eukaryota; Metazoa; Chordata; Actinopteri; Salmoniformes; Salmonidae. The record is from RefSeq and is a predicted model, not a curated record. Gene Ontology annotation, cellular component: heteromeric SMAD protein complex. Gene Ontology annotation, biological process: anatomical structure morphogenesis; regulation of transcription by RNA polymerase II; transforming growth factor beta receptor signaling pathway. The coding region runs from base 65 to 1456 and encodes 463 amino acids.